Molecule: messenger RNA, 1621 nt
Organism: Culex pipiens pallens (northern house mosquito)
Lineage: Eukaryota; Metazoa; Arthropoda; Insecta; Diptera; Culicidae
Exons: 1
Coding region: 1-1557 (518 amino acids)
Source: RefSeq, a predicted model, not a curated record
AUGAACCACAAACCAUCAACGGAUACUCUCUUCAACAAAAUCCGCAUUGACUUUGGUGAACACUUCGGCAAAUACGAAAGUACUAUUCACGGCACAUCAAAACGUAAGAUUCUCUAUCUAUUGGAUGGAAGUAACGGCAGACAGUUAACACUCAACCUAGCUAGAAUCAAGACAACACUUGGAAAUAUGCGGGAGGUAAUCGUAGUGGUGGUCAACGGUCCGAUUACUCACGAUCAUGUGGCAUCGCUUCGAUCUUCCUUCUUUUGUCACAAGAUUUUAGUUGAAAUAUCACCGCUUAACAUUUACCGUGUAUCUUCAGCCGAUGGACGCCUGCUGACCUAUGGCAGGAACUCAUCAUUUGAAAUGAUUUUAGACGAUCGUCGGGAUUGGAAGGACCACGUGGUGCGUAUCAUGACGACCGAUAAUUUUCUACCACGAUCGGCGUUUGUAAAUGGACAAUUUGUCGGUACCGAUAUAGAGACUUGUAAGGCGAUAUUUGAAAGUGCUCGUAUGCGGUACCAGUUUGUGGUAAAUCCCAAAGGGCCAAAUCAUCUCGAAACUCAACAGAUGGUCGGUCAAGUACUGGAUAAUGGUACGAUCGACAUUGUGGUUGGUUUUACGGUGUUUGAAAGCUUAUCGUUCGACAGACUGAACGUGUACGAUCGGAUAGGAGCAUGCCUCAUGUUACCGAAGAACCUCCAACGUAACUUUAUCUACCACCUUACCCACCCUUUCGAGCUCGAAACUUGGCUGGUGAUCGUAGCAGUCCUAGUGCUUGACUAUUUCCUUACCAGGCUCUUCCCAAGCGCCUUUCCUCACAACUUAAUCAUAAUCCUCAUAUUCGGCGAUUCCCUGCCCGAUCACCACCAAACCCGUUGGACCCGGUUCUACUGUUUCGCCUGUACCGUUCUGUUAUUCCUCUUCACCGAAGCUUACCUGGCCAAGGCCAUGCUUUACAUGACCGUGACCCGCUACACACCGGACAUACGUACCCUCGCUGAGGCCAUCGAAAGUGGAAUCAAUGUGAAAGCACCCAUCGGUACCAAAGUGACCAUCGAUCGAGACACGCUACCCCUCCUGUGGGAACGAACGAUCGAGGAGCGGAACUUCCCGUACACCAUGGACAAUGACGAGUUUGCAUACCUGAUAGAUUGCACCUACGGCAGCCUGUUGAUACGGCAACACGUCGAGCGGGAACUUCGCACAUUUGGCCACCGGGAAGCGAAGCGCCGAUUCUACCUUCUGGAAGAGAUGAUCAGCUGGACGCAGCGGUUCUACACGAUCGCGCGACACUUUACGUUCCGUGAUCACUUGAUGCUGGCGAUCGUUUGGUGUUUCGAGGGCGGUCUUUGGGACCACUGGAAGGACGCUUUUCGUGGGAGAGCUGGCGUUGCGGAAAGAACUCGAUUGUGGGACGAGAAUGACGUACUGUCACUGGAGGAUAUGGUUGCUAUUUGGUUGGUGCUUGCUUUCGGAUGGACCAUUUCCGUUGGGGUGUUUCUGGUGGAGGCAAUUUGGGGGGUUCAUUUGAUGUUCAGAGUUCAGCACUUGCAAUGAGUUGAUCACACGAAUUGAAAAUUAGUUUGCCCUCUUGAACAGAACAAAUAACACUUACACACUA